Messenger RNA from Perkinsus marinus ATCC 50983, 204 nucleotides. RefSeq lists its product as hypothetical. Bases 1 to 204 code for a protein of 67 amino acids. The transcript is spliced from 3 exons. Lineage: Eukaryota; Perkinsozoa; Perkinsida; Perkinsidae. The record is from RefSeq and is a predicted model, not a curated record.
AUGCCGGUAAAAGACCUCCUAGAGGAGUCUGCUGAUGGGCCGGUAGUAGAGACAGCUGCCAUGCUCUUGUCCAAUCCUGAGAUCCGGUCAUCGGGCCAAAGCCUCGAGGACAUAUGGAAGUUGGCGAAGGAGAUCGUCGUAGCGAAACGACAAAGUUCGGAUAACCACAUAGUAGUUCACAAGGUAGGGGAGGAGCGUCAUUGA